AUAACCACAACUAUUCCCACCAUCUAUUAACUUUGUCAUUCAAACAAGCCUCUCUCUCUCUGUCAAAGUCUUUCACCACCACCGUCAUUCUAUUGCCAUCACGACCGCCCGUCAACAUUAUUCUCACGACAGCCAAUCCCUUUUUUUUACUCUUUUCUUUUUCUUGGCCAUCUCCUUUCAACACCGUGACACGGAACAUCAACCACCCCAUUCUUUCCGAACCCAAUCUCCCGCUCGCUCUCCCACCUUUCCAACCCCCCCCACACUGCCCUUCUCGGAGACCCUGUCCUUUCAAGUCAUACACAAGUACAGGCAGGCCCUUACCCUCUCGCCGAUAGAUUACCGAGAGAAAAACAAAAGAACCCUGGUUGAGGAUCUCACACCUCGGUCUUUAUUUACAAAGGCAUCAUUUCAACCCGUGGUUUUCAAUACUCAAUACAAACCACUAGUCAUUACCUCUCCAUCCAUUCUUAGUGCGACCAGAUCAUACUCCUGCAUUAACUUUGAGCGUGGAUGCAUCUUGAUUUAGACUCAACGCUUUGUCGAUUCGAAUUCGCAUAAUAUAAUCACCCCCCCCCCUACAUCUUACCGGGGUCCAUCUCCCUUCAAAUUUAAAGCACCCUCAUUACAAAUUGGUUUCGAAGAGGACGUGAACUGGGCACAGAUAGAAAUGAUGGAAGGCGAUUUGAACCUCUCCCAGGCGCUGGGUGGCCUCAGGAUCGCAAAUCAGACAGACGACUCACCACCCUCGUCGCCUCGUGAUGCUGGAGCUUCGAAUAAUUCCCAAUCUCCUUCAAUACAUAUCCCUGAUCUCCAACAGCUCUCACCUCGGACUCCAGAAUCACAUUCACCACACACUCCCAGUACCUUAUCCCAGACACCACCGUUAGGGCCUUCCUCGCAACUUCGGCAGUCCGCUGCCUACCCCCCGCCUACCCCUCCGUCACGGCCCGCCUCUCAGUAUCUAGGAUCCUCCUACACGUCAGGACCUUCAACUAUUUACCAUCCACAGAAUGUUUCCUCCACUGGCUCUGUCUCUUCCAUUAACCCCCUGAUGCAUCCAGACUACGCUCGCAUUUCUCGUGAGCCUUCAAGAUCCUCGCUCUCAGGGCCGUCAAUGGGGGCAAACAGGCAAUCUCAGAGGGAGCGUUCAAAUACCGAUAGGUCUUAUCGACAAUCAGGUCCAACAGGUCCGUACUCCCCUCGUGGUUCUAGCAGAGUAAUGGCCCAAUCAGGAUCGGAGGAUAAAGGCCUUGUAGGCGCUAGUGGCCUAUACACUUCGGAGAACGGCCCUUCCAAUAGUAGUGAAGAGUGGAAGGAGAGGGGUGCGGCAGAGUCAAGGAUUUUAGCUUUGGUCGGACUUUGGUUUUCUGACAAAAUACAGGUUCUUGCGGCGACUGAUAGGACAACCUUAAAAGAAUAUGCUAUCAAGGUCCUCGAUAAACGACACAUCAUUAAGGAGAAAAAGGUCAAAUACGUUAACAUAGAGAAAAAUACCCUCAAUAGACUAGGUGAACAUCCAGGAGUUGUUCGAUUGUAUUAUACAUUUCAAGAUGAGCGGAGUCUUUAUUUUGUGUUGGAUCUAGCAGCUGGUGGAGAAUUACUUGGUUUUCUUAAGAGGAUGACCACUUUCGAUGAAGAAUGUACCCGGUAUUACUCGGCGCAAAUUUUGGACACAAUUGAGUAUAUGCACUCCAAAGGAGUCAUACAUCGUGAUCUGAAGCCGGAGAACGUUUUACUGGACGACCAGAUGCGGGUCAAAAUUACAGACUUUGGUACCGCCAAGAUUCUAGACCCACCAAAGAAACCCCCACAGAACGGGGAUGGACCAAGCGGGAUGUCAUAUCCUGGGGAUCCCACAGAGGAGAGUGAUUCAAAGGCGAACUCAUUUGUGGGCACAGCCGAAUAUGUUUCUCCAGAGCUCUUGACAGAUAAAGCGGCGUGCAAAGCUUCAGAUUUGUGGGCUUUUGGAUGUAUCGUUUUCCAGCUGCUCUCCGGAAGACCUCCGUUCAAGGCGGCAAAUGAAUAUCAAACAUUUCAGAAGAUUGUCGAUUUGGAGUAUGAAUUUCCACAGGGGUUUCCUCCGGUAGCUAGAGAUCUUGUGGAGAGGUUACUUGUUCUCGAUCCCGCCAAGCGGCUCAAUAUUGAGCAUAUCAAGAAUCAUGAGUUUUUUGAUGGCAUUGUGUGGGGCCGAAAACUCUGGAAGAUCAAGGCGCCUAGAUUGAAGCCAUACGUGCCACCUCCAGCCGAGGAGAGGAUCAUCAAGUUGAAUGAUAAGCCAUCUGUUCCUCGAAAUGGCGCUACAAAUGGAGGUGCAACAGUAACCCGACCACAGCCACCUCGUGUUAUUACAGAAUUGCCCCCUCCGAGUCAGCUCGAUAUCGAAUGGUCGCCAGUGCUCACAAAAUCCAAUGAACGGAUAUUGAAACUAGGCAACGCGGUUGUUCAUACCAGCCCCGCGCCACACUCACCUGACGGCAAAGGUGGUAUGAAUGGGCAUACGGAAACACCCAAGAAAUUCGCUAGGUUCUUUGGUAAUGGUGGCAAAAAGCGGCAGAGAUUGGUUAUGAUAACCACGUGUGCUCGCGUAAUUGUGGCUGCCGCUGGAGAUGACAAGCGUAUGAAAUUAGAAAUUAAUUUACAGGGGCUUGGCGUUGUGGCUAGAAGUAUAGGGGGUAGUGGUAGCACAUCUUGGGCCAUUGAUACCCGCGAUAAAACUUACACCUUCGAAGACCCUAAAACCCUAGCCAGCGAAUGGCUAGAAACCGUCGACAGGGCUCGAGAAAUAGCGGCAGUUAAUUACCCACCUGACGACGGUUUCAUGUCCAGCAACCUAUCUAGUCCGGCCUCGACAAUCACCCUGGAGGCCGGAAACGGACCGUUUCACCACGACAAGUCUGGGCGAGAAGGAGAUGGGCACGGCAGUAGGGAAAAGUCGAAUAAACGGUUCUCCAAGCGGAACUCUCGGCACGGACUGGCAGCGGUGUUUUGA
This is a messenger RNA of Tuber melanosporum (Perigord truffle), 2992 nucleotides long. RefSeq lists its product as uncharacterized. Lineage: Eukaryota; Fungi; Ascomycota; Pezizomycetes; Pezizales; Tuberaceae. The transcript is spliced from 5 exons. Gene Ontology annotation, molecular function: protein serine/threonine kinase activity; ATP binding. The record is from RefSeq and is a predicted model, not a curated record. Gene Ontology annotation, biological process: peptidyl-serine phosphorylation; intracellular signal transduction. The coding region runs from base 674 to 2992 and encodes 772 amino acids.